Molecule: messenger RNA, 723 nt
Organism: Anguilla anguilla (European eel)
Lineage: Eukaryota; Metazoa; Chordata; Actinopteri; Anguilliformes; Anguillidae
Product: ferric-chelate reductase 1
Exons: 6
Coding region: 87-704 (205 amino acids)
Molecular function (GO): oxidoreductase activity, acting on metal ions
Source: RefSeq, a predicted model, not a curated record
AGUUCCCCACCCUUUUAGACUGCAGUAACAACAGCCAGUUUCUUCAUUACACUUUGGCUAGAUGCUUCUGCUGUCUCAACUGGUACAUGCGCACAUCAUCACUUCAUCAAGUAAAAAUGAUGGGUUUCCAGCUUUUCUUCAGCUUGGCAGUGUUUGCGGUCUACACUGAAGGAACCGUUGCCUACUCUAACGGCAAUGUGAGUAACGUGUGUGGGAGCAUGAUACCUGGACACUACGGCAGUCCCCAGACGUCACCGUCUCCAUACACAGUCUCUGCAAGCAUGUCUUCCUACAGUCCAGGAGACAGAAUUAUGGUAACGCUUGAAGCUCCCGGCAGUUCCCCCGCAUUCCAGGGGUUCAUGUUACAAGCCCGGGUGAAGGGAAAUUUAGACCCAGUGGGCUGCUUCGUAUCCUUCAACUCCUCCCUCUCCCAAACCCUGGACUGCAGCAACAUGACGAAUUCGUCAAUCAGUCACCGAUCAAACAUCCACAAAACACAAGUGAAAGCGACAUGGGAAGCCCCCCGCAAUGCCACACCUGGGGAUAUCAUGUUCUGUGCAACGUUUGUGGAAGACUACACUAUGUUUUGGGUCAACGUGAACAGCCCACUAAUUAAAAUGGCUUCUUCAUCAUUUCAGCUGAAUCUCCCACCCAGUAAAUACAUUCUGCUGGCUGCAACUGGUCUUUUUUUAAACUAUUACUGAUGUGCGUGAAAGCCUACAU